This is a messenger RNA of Bursaphelenchus xylophilus (pine wood nematode), 2250 nucleotides long. NCBI's taxonomy places the organism in Eukaryota, Metazoa, Nematoda, Chromadorea, Rhabditida, Aphelenchoididae. The record is from the annotation of a GenBank genome assembly.
AUGUCCGAUCCCAAUAGUUCGUUCUCAAAGGAUGCGUCUGAAUCGCUGAAUCUGCUUUCAGAGCCGGUUUUCGGACCGUACGGUGCCGUCAGUGGGUUGAAGAUGGGUGAUAGCAGUGCUCCGAGCAACGAUGUCACGCUUAAUGUAUCCGGUAUGUGGUUUAUUACUUUUUGCUUUUCCUUUAGGUAUGCUCCUUGAUGCAAAUGACCUGAGGAGUCUUCUAUAAGGCUAAUGAAAUUGCUAUUUCGAUGCAAUGUAGUUGUUUUGCGCGCAGAUUGUGGUUCGUAUCAUAUAUUAUCCAAGAUUUAUUACCUAAAUUAACUGGUUUUUAUUAGACUUCUCGGCAUGCGCAGAAAUUUCUUACUUACGAGGUCAUUUUGGAUUUGAGUGAUGAGAAGGACACGAUUUCGGAGCUAGGUGUAGGAUUCUUUGCUUGCUCAGCUGGGUUUCUUUUGACUUUGUCCAAGUUUUAUUUUGUGUGUUCGCUUGGCGAUUAGUUACAAACUUAAAAGAUGGAUGUGUUGAGAGGUCUUCUGCGUAUCCUAGGAGGUAUGGGGAGACUAUAGUAAAUCUAUGAGUUCUUAUUUUUAAAUUAACUUUUCAUUAUGUUUUUAGUAGAAGAACGCACUCCAUUUGUCCAGGCCAGUCCUAAUGGAUCUUCACCAUCCUCCAAGACAGAGCCCGAUGAGAACACCUCCAGAACAGCAACUUUGGUUUAUUGGAUAUUCGUUCUGCAUGGAAUUGGCACGCUGAUGCCGUGGAAUAUGUUCUUGACAAUCGCUCCAGAUGUAAGUUGUAUUAUCCAUGAGGGUUCAUGUUUUGUUAUGUUAUUUGUUUUCAGUAUUUUAUCGGCUACAAGUUCCAUCCUUUGAAGAACGGCACCGAGCCUCCAAAUUACUCUCAGAACUUCUUCAGUUAUCUGGGAGUCUUCUCUCAACUUCCGAACCUGAUCUUGAACUGCUUGAAUUUAUUUAUUGUUUUGAAGGCAGAUCUUAAUGUUAGGAUCAUCUACUCUCUUGUUGUUGUUGCAUCAAUUUGUCUAACCACUGUCGUUUUUGUCUUUAUUCCGACUCAUGAAUGUAAGUUGUAUUUAUUUAGGUACCUUUUAUAUUUUGUUUUGCAUUACGAUGACAAACUUUUAUUCUAGGGAUGUUUGGGUUCUUCAUCUUCACCAUGAUUACGGUAGUUAUAUUGAACAGCGCGAAUGGAGUGUACCAGAACAGCAUCUAUGGAAUACUGGCUGAUUUUCCCGCCAAGUUCACGAAUGCAGUUGUUAUUGGGAAUAAUACUUGCGGUAUCUUCGUUACGGUGAUCUUGAUGAUCACCUUGUCAGUCACGGAUAACACUCUUUUGGUGGCCUUUUCUUACUUUUUGGUGGCUCUGCUGACCGUUCUUUUAUGUUUGGGCACCUUCUUUUAUCUACCUAAACUGGUAAGUUAUCAUCAAGAACAAUGCCUUUUUGUGGAUGAAGCUUAGUGCCUUAUUUUUAGCCGUUUUACGAGUUCUAUGUCUCCAAAGCAAAGCAGUCGCGGAGUGAAACCACUGAACAAAAGCUCAAUUUGGAUGAUUUCAAAUUCGUUUUGAAGCAUGCAAGUCCUUGUUAUUAUUUUUGGUUGAGUGGUUUUAUUUUAUUGAUUAUAAUUUUUUGUUUUCAGGCAUGGGUUCAAAUGCUGAGUGUGUUUCUGACCUUCUUCGUGACUUUGGCCCUCUUCCCAGCGGUCGUCGCAUCAACUGGACUCUAUCCUAACAACAGAAAGUACGAUGUGUUCAUCCCACAAUAUCUCUACACUCAGGUCAUCAUCUUCCUCAACUUUAAUGUGUUUGCGACUGUUGGGAACGUGAUCGCCAACUACGUUCAGAUCCCAGGACACAAGAAUUUGAUCUGGUUUACCGCUCUCAGGCUUCUUUUCCUCCCAUUCUUCUGGUUCUGUAAUUAUGGAGGCGCCAAAAGAUUAUUCCCUGUUUACAUUGAGAAUGAAUGGGUUUUCAUUGGAGGAGUGACUUUGAUGAGUCUCACUCAUGGAUACUUCAGCUCCCUGUCUAUGAUGUAUGCCCCCAGGGCAGUCCCCAAUUCGGCCGCCAGAACUGCUGGAAUGAUGUCCGCCUUCUUCUUGGUUCUUGGUAAGUUUUUUCAUGAAUAUCUGUAUAUUGUUCAUGACUUAUAUUUAAAUUAUUGUUAAUUUCCUUUUAGGUAUUGCCGUUGGGGUUGCGUUUACAUUCAUCGAAGCACGCAUCUUUGUCGCUCAGUAA